Symbiodinium sp. CCMP2592 is the source of this 1725-nucleotide messenger RNA. NCBI's taxonomy places the organism in Eukaryota, Dinophyceae, Suessiales, Symbiodiniaceae. The record is from the annotation of a GenBank genome assembly.
AUGCCCGGCGGCUUCACGCGCGGAGGACCACCUUGGCGAAAAGCAACCGAGAAAGUCUUCAACGAGGCCUGCAAGAUGAACCGUGGGCAGCCCUCUGUCUUCUGCUAUCCGGACAUGAAGGAGCUCCUGGAAGGCCUGUCAAAGGCUUCAGAAUAUGGCGCAGACUUCACCAGCGAAACGUUCUUGUUGGACCUGCACGUGGUCGUGGAGCAGCUGCUGGCGUGGCCGUCCGCUUGGACAGGUGUGAAAGAGGUCCUUGCAUCGCGGCACCAGUGGACCAGAAACUACUGCGACAAGAUCCUCGGGGGCUCGCCGAUUUGGUAUGCGCCGCCCUUGGUUCGCAAAAGCUUCAUCACCCCUCGGUCAACCAUGGCGCAGGUAGAGAAGGAUCAACCCUAUGUGGCUGCGGCUUUCAACCGUUACUUGGAAGAGCUCGGCAAGAACGGCGACGGCAGAACGAAGGAGCUAAUCCGCGAGCUUCGGGCGAACGAUGUCGCGGACAUCAAGAGCAAGUCAGUGCACGCAAGGCCCCUGAUGCGCCUGAUGAUGCACGAGCACGCCAAAGUGUUGAAGUUCUUGCUGGGGAAAGCCUGCAAGGGCAGCAAAGAGGCGUGGGCCAAGUUCGAAAGACAGGACUUGAAUGGCCUGACCAUCGUGCAUCAUGCCGCCAGUCAGGGGAACAGUGCUGCGGUGGAGGCGAUCCUCCGUGCUGCGCCCAAGAAGAAGCGCCUGCAGCUGGCGACCACGCGCGAUGGUUACGGCUAUCUCCCCGAAGACUGGGCAGCUCUUGGCGAUUUCAACGACACCGUGACCGUGUUGCGCAAGUGGCAUGGUGAAGAGGAGGCCAAGAGUGACAACGUCGCGCCGGCAGAGCCCGUCAAGCUUUUCCGCGAGGCCAAAGGCCCCGCAGCAGAGGCAGCCGAGGAGUGUCCCGCCAGCGAUGCUUCCUGCAACUCUGGCGGUUGGCGGCCGGGUGAGUUGUCUUCGGUCUCUGACGAGUGGCUUCCGCCUGCAGAGGAGCCCUGUGCCAUUGACACGAUCCAAGCAUCGCAGUUCGACAUUGACACCUUUCUCAGGCAUUACCUGUUGCAUCCUCGGCCUCUGUUGGUGAAAGGAGCUGGAAAGCCGUCUCCCGUCGCCUCCGGGAAUUGGACCCGCUCGGGCCUGCUUGCAGCGGCAGGAGAGCGCAAGGUGGAAGCUGAACUGUUUCCACGUGCACAGGCCUUCGAUGGCACAAGACCAUUGAAGAUGAGCUUGAGGGAAUAUCUGGAGCUCAUGGACAACCGAUCGGCGGAUGUGAGCUUCGCAAAGAAGAAGCUCCAGUAUGGGUAUCUAUCUCUCGACGUGAACGAGGUCUACCUCAACUUCUCCGCCGUGCUGCCGGAGGUGUUGGCUGGACAGGUCGAACACAAGGGCAGCAUAUUUCUGCUGGGCGGAGUGUUGUCUGGCACCCCUCCGCAUCAUCACGGGCCUUCGGCGAAUUCUCUUGUCUAUGGCACGAAAGUGUGGUACCUGGAUCCGCCCGGCCGCGAGAUCGUUGCCCACGAGCCCAUGUACGAGUAUCUCAAGCGCACCAAAGGAGCGCCCGGAUCCUUGCGCUGUCUCCAGGAGCCUGGUGAUCUGCUCUUCUUGGCUCGUGGCUGGACACAUGGAGCGCUUUGCCUGGGCGACUGUGUGGGUUCCUCCAUAGAGUUCAGCCACACAAACUUCGACCUCCGCGACUGA